CCUGUUUUAAAAUUAUGCACUUAUAAUAAUUAACUAUUUUACAGAUUACUUUGGGCUCUGAUGCCUGUUUCUUGUGCAAGUGUAGUAGCUGAUUUUAAAAGCUUCAUGUCAUUGCUGACUUAUAUAGAGUAUCUGCAAUCAACGUUGAGACUUUAGCCAAGAUGUCUAGAGAGACUGGAAGCGAAUCCCAGCAAUCUCAAGGUGCCCAGCAAUCACAGAGUGGUACAAGUUCUUCCUCCAGUGGAUCACAGAGUGCCAGUCAGUCGUCUUCCAGUUCUGGGACCCUCAGUUCUUUGGACACAGUUCCUACUCAGGAGCUUCCUUCAAUUCCUGAGGAUCAGGAACCCGAAGAACCUGUUCCUCAGCCAUGGGGUCGACUCUUUGCACUUGGAAAGGGCUUCUGUAAUUAUGAUUGCGUGUAUGACGAAUGUUGGUUUGGCAGAGACAGAAGCUGUGACUAUAGCUUUGCUAAGAUAGGAUUGACCGAGUCAGGCUUAUACCAUAACUACAGCAAGAAGCACUUCCGAAUCUUCAGGGAAAUGGGACCAAGAAACUCCUAUGUUGCUUACAUUGAGGACCACAGUGUGAAUGGGACUUUUGUAAAUAAAGAGCUUAUUGGGAAAGGAAAAAAGCUCCCAUUGACUCACAAUUCUGAAAUUGCACUGUCUAUACAGAAUAAUAAAGUGUUCGUAUUUUCUGAUCUUAUGGUGGAUGAUCAGUCCGGGUAUCCCAGAGAAUUCAGAGAGAAAUAUAUCAUGUCAAAGACUUUGGGAAGUGGCGCCUGUGGAGAGGUUAAAUUGGCAUUUGAGAGGACCACAUGUAACAAAGUUGCCGUAAAGAUAAUCAAUAAACGGAGAUUUAUAGCAAGCGCUGUGAGAGAGACAGAUCCAGCUUUUAAUGUCAAUACAGAAAUUGAGAUUUUGAAGAAAAUAGAUCAUCCCUGCUUAAUCAAGAUAAAGAACUUCUUUGAGGCAGAAGAUUAUUAUAUUGUUUUGGAAUUGAUGGAAGGAGGAGAGUUAUAUGACAGAGUGUCAAGAUCAGCCAAGAUGAAAGAAGCUACCUGCAAGCUGUAUUUUUAUCAGAUGCUGUUGGCUGUAAAGUACCUUCAUGAAAAUGGUAUUAUACAUCGGGAUCUAAAGCCAGAGAAUGUGCUACUUUCAUCUGCUGAGGAAACUUGUCUUAUAAAGAUUACAGAUUUUGGACAAUCUAAGAUUCUUGGUGAAUCCUCUCUUAUGAGAACAUUAUGUGGUACUCCCACGUAUCUUGCCCCUGAAGUUCUAAAUUCGCUUGGGACAGCUGGGUAUAGCCGUGCUGUGGAUUGCUGGAGUUUAGGAGUUAUUCUCUUCAUUUGCCUUUGUGGAUAUCCACCAUUUAAUGAACAAAAUACUCAGCUAUCUUUGAAAGAUCAAAUUACCCGGGGAGAAUAUACAUUUAUUCCAAGAGAAUGGAUCCAUGUGUCAGAUAUGGGUACGUUUGCUUUAUAGUGGUUAUGGAAGUAUUUUGCUGACCCUCUAAAACAAGGCUAUUCAACAUGUGGCCCCA
Molecule: messenger RNA, 1542 nt
Organism: Pelodiscus sinensis (Chinese soft-shelled turtle)
Lineage: Eukaryota; Metazoa; Chordata; Testudines; Trionychidae
Source: RefSeq, a predicted model, not a curated record